This is a messenger RNA of Chinchilla lanigera (long-tailed chinchilla), 1545 nucleotides long. It is a transcript of the gene Ift46, whose product is annotated as intraflagellar transport 46. Bases 289 to 1200 code for a protein of 303 amino acids. Gene Ontology annotation, biological process: cilium assembly; intraciliary transport. Gene Ontology annotation, cellular component: motile cilium; centrosome; intraciliary transport particle B. The transcript is spliced from 12 exons. NCBI's taxonomy places the organism in Eukaryota, Metazoa, Chordata, Mammalia, Rodentia, Chinchillidae. The record is from RefSeq and is a predicted model, not a curated record.
CUCGCGAUUCCUUUUUCUUGUUUGCCUAGCGACUGACAACAGGCGAGUUGCUCCAAGUCAGAUCCCUGAAGCGGCCUGGCCUGAGACUGGAGUGGGACCUCAGUCCUCGGCUGGGGUUCUUUCCAUUUAGCGGAGACGGAUUCAGAAGGGCUCCAGACGAAGGUUGUUGAGAACCAGACGUAUGAUGAGCGGCUAGAGAUUAACGACUCCGAAGAGGUUACAACCAUUUGUACUCCAACCCCAGGACACCAAGGAUUUCUUCAUUCUGCCCAUCUUCCUACCAAGACUAUGGCUGAUAACUGCAGUGAUGAGUUUGAAGAGGAAAAUAACAAGGAAAAGAAGAAGACCUCACGGUUGACACCUCAGCGGGGCUUUAGUGAAAAUGAUGAUGAUGACGAUGACGAUGAUUCCUCUGAAACUGAUUCUGAGGACGAUGAUGAUGAUGAAGAGCACGGAGCCCCUCUGGAAGGGGCCUAUGAUCCUGCAGAUUAUGAGCAUUUGCCAGUUUCUGCUGAGAUUAAGGAACUCUUCCAGUACAUCAGUAGGUACACACCUCAGUUGAUUGACCUGGACCACAAGCUGAAACCAUUCAUUCCCGACUUUAUCCCAGCUGUCGGGGAUAUUGAUGCAUUCUUAAAGGUCCCACGUCCUGAUGGGAAACCUGACAACCUUGGCCUGUUGGUACUGGAUGAACCUUCUACCAAGCAGUCAGACCCAACAGUGCUGUCUCUCUGGUUGACAGAGAAUUCCAAGCAGCACAACAUCACACAACAUAUGAAAGUAAAGAGCCUGGAAGAUGCAGAAAAGAAUCCCAAAGCUAUUGACACGUGGAUUGAGAGCAUCUCCGAGUUACACCGCUCCAAGCCCCCUGCGACUGUGCACUACACCAGGCCCAUGCCCGAUAUUGACACACUGAUGCAGGAAUGGUCCCCAGAGUUUGAAGAACUUUUGGGCAAGGUGAGCCUGCCCACUGCAGAGAUGGACUGCAGCCUGGCUGAGUACAUUGAUGUGAUCUGCGCUAUCUUGGACAUUCCUGUCUACAAGAGUCGGGUUCAGUCCCUCCACCUGCUGUUUUCCCUUUACUCAGAAUUCAAGAAUUCACAGCAUUUCAAAGCUCUGGCUGAAGGCAAGAAAGUAUUCACCCCUCCAUCCAACUGCACCUCUCAAGCUGGAGACGCAGAGACUCUAACGCUCAGCUGAGCCCCCGGAGCCUGUGUGGAGUCUGAGAUGACAGAUCCUUGUCAGCCACCCGGCGCCUGCCUGUUCUGCAGCGAGGCUGGGCCUGCGCUGCCCUGUACCCUCCCUCCGGAAGACACUUUGCAUGUUCGUUGCCGGGCUCUGCCCGACUCAGACUGCUUUAACAGGCUGGUUACACAUCCGCUCCACUGUGGGGAUUUGAGUUAGAAGAUUGUUUUGAGAUCCCACAGAGCACAGAUUGGGAGGAAAGCUUAAAAGAUGUUCUUUUGGGGAUGGACUUACUUUCAUUCUUUUGUUUGCUUUUUAUUUUGAUUUCCUUUGUUUUUUCAGAUGGUCUCACUAUGUAGU